Molecule: messenger RNA, 2273 nt
Organism: Suillus clintonianus
Lineage: Eukaryota; Fungi; Basidiomycota; Agaricomycetes; Boletales; Suillaceae
Exons: 4
Coding region: 90-2198 (702 amino acids)
Source: RefSeq, a predicted model, not a curated record
GUUGAUCAUGAUGGAACCCUCACCUCAUGUGCGCAUGCAUUUGAGCACAAGCUCUCUCUCAUCCUAGGCUUGCUCUUAUCGUUCUAUCUAUGGCUUUAAACUGGGGUGCAGGUCGUCAUAAACACCAGUCCAGCUAUCAGCAUGCGCCCAGCGCAUUCCACGAUGAGCGCGUUCCAGGUUACUUUCCGUCUCCGAGUUCCUAUGCUGCUUAUCAGCACCAUAAUCCUAAUCCAUACGCCAUUGUAUCUCCAGCAUCUUUCACUCCUGACUUCGAUCAAUCUCCGUCUUCAUAUUAUCACCUUGACAGCCCUCCAAGUUUCUCAAGACCUUUGUCAAUGACCACCCUCAAUGACCCUGCAUUCUCAUCUGAUCCUUGCGAUCAUCCCUAUUUUCCACUCGUUAGCUCUACAUUCUACAAGGAGGUCCCCUCCAAAUCUCCUCUUAUGGUCGUCAACAAAUCUCCUCUCAUGGUCGUCAACAAUCUCUCUCAUACACCUCCGACCACUCCCAUUGAUAUCUCACCUCAUCAGGAAGUGCUCUGUUCUAUUGAAGAUCCAGACUUCGUUUCACACUCACCCAACUCGGAAGAAACUCACCCGUCCCCGACUUCUUCGAGUUCUGUAUCUUUAGAUUCUGACUCUCACACCGCUCUCUCUGCUUUCACGUCGCCUACUGUAUCAUCCGCUACGUCUCAUUCCCACUCACUGAUCCAUCCCAAGACGCCUCGUGUUGUGUCACCGUUACAGCUUUCCUUUCCAUUCUCAGCAUCACCGGCCUCGUCUUCGCCGAGUCAUGACCUAGGGUCUUCCCCAACCAUGUGCCCCCCUACUUCUAAUCGUCCAAUCCCAACACGUAAUCUUACCGCUCCAGAGCAGCGAGAAAAUGUGGUCAGACCUGCCACAGUGCGGUUUGACUCAGCUCCAGUCCAUGCAGAUGGCAGUAACAGGCCUACAGGAAAGCGUCGAAUGAAGAAUUUCAUUCGACGCUUCACAAAACCCCGUGCCCUCGACCGAAUCGACGAAAUGGAUGAGACAGAUCCUUUUGGUGCAGGGUGGCAUCAUGGCGGUCCUUACGAAGCUAUUGGUAGCAAUCUUGCGCAACUUGGGCCUGCUCACAUGUAUAAUGACAUUGACAUCCUGCGAGGCGAUUUCCAUACUAAAUCUAAGCGCGAGAACGUCCCUCGGCAGGUGCGGACCCAGAAAGGGGCCAGAGUGCCUCAAACGGGUUCAGGAGUCGGUCGACCGUCUCUCAAUUUUGUUCCUGGACAAAUUAUUCCAUCUGGUAUCAUAUCGCCGCCUCUGCAUACCACUCAGGCCAAUACUGUAACCCUGAACCCAGAUCUUCUUAAUCUGGGCUCGGGUCAGUCAAGGCCCAGUCAUUCCAGAAGCCACUCCUCUCCUCUUUACCACCAUCCGCCCGAAGCGCCGCCUUCUCGUACAUCGUCACGUGCACCCGCCAGCCAGCCUCCUUCUCGGAUCCAUCGCUUUGGUGACGAUAUACCUCACAUACCACAACAUCCACGGCCAGCUCAUGAUGAGCUCGCGCCUUAUCCCCUUUAUCAAAUACAUUCUGCGCCCGAUUUACCGCCGGGUCAUAAUAAACGAUAUCCUGAGAUUCGGUCGCAAGCUCGCGGAGAUGCAAAUCAGGCAACGCCCUUUUCAUCACCGCCCAUCGUUGAACCACCUGACGGUCAAGUGAUCGACUUGGCGAUCCAAUUUCCUCGACAUCAUAGAACUCACUCAUUGGGCAGUUCGCGCACGCGUACUACUACAUCUACGCAAUCUACAUCUGGCACUCAAAAUAGCUUACAGCCACCACGCAAUUCUCACCUUCCAAAACGUCUCGUCAUGCCCGCCCCUCUUCAGCCCCAGCAAACACUACCCCAACAGGAGCAGUAUCUUGGCAUAUAUCCCCGAGCUGACCCCUACGAUCCUUACGCCGACCCUGACCCUGACCCCUUCCCACCCCAAGGCUACACUCACGAACCGGCAGCAAUGUAUCACCAAGGCCGAAAACUACUCCGGAAGAAAACGGCCGUCUUCCCUGGAAAUAUACCUUUGCCAAUGCAUGCACCUGGUGUUCAUGCUGACGCAAAUCCUCCAUUGACAAAACAUCCGUCCUUGUCAGCUACCGAGGUUGGGAAGGUCAAGGAAGUAGUUCAUCGGCGAAGGCUGAGUAAACGGAAACACGAUAUCUGAAUUCAUGUUAUAACCCUUCUUCUGGACUUUCUGCUCUGUAACAGAUUGUGAUACGAAGAUGGGUUGGUGUUCUUG